Gymnodraco acuticeps is the source of this 1748-nucleotide messenger RNA. RefSeq lists its product as uncharacterized. NCBI's taxonomy places the organism in Eukaryota, Metazoa, Chordata, Actinopteri, Perciformes, Bathydraconidae. The record is from RefSeq and is a predicted model, not a curated record. The coding region runs from base 1 to 1545 and encodes 514 amino acids. Gene Ontology annotation, cellular component: cytoplasm. The transcript is spliced from 10 exons.
AUGGCGGAAGCUCCUGCUUUGUUCAGAGGGGCCUUAGACGUCUGUGACAUGCAAAUGAGCUACAUUGAGAGGAGCUUUUUAACGUUUGCUGAAAUGACACCCGGUUCAAACCACUCACUCUCCAGGAAAGGGAUUGAAACAAAUUGCUGCAUACUCUACAGAAAACCCAAAGCCAGGUGUGAGAAGAUCUGCCACUUUACAGAGUCAAGGACAAAGGAUCAGAGACACAUACAAUCUCCCUGCUUCAGGAACUGUCUGACUUUUCGCUUCAAGCGGGCGAGGAUGGAGCAAAGGGAACCAGCACUGGAUGUUGAAGGGUCUGAAGGAGGACUCAGGGAACUGGCCUCAAAGUGGUUUAUAGACACUCAGUUACCAAACAUCGUCCAAAACGGCUUCUUCCCCAGCUGGUUCCGGGGCUUCAUCACAAGGAAGAAGGCAGAGGAAAUACUCAGAGAAAAGGAGCUGGGCUCUUUUCUGAUCCGUCUCAGUAAAAAGGCCAUCGGAUACGUUCUGUCUUAUACAGGCAGGGAUCGGUGUCGACAUUUUGUGAUAAACCAAAAUGAAUCAGGGCAGUUUGUAGUGUUUGGCGACACUAAAGGGCACGACUCGCUCUAUGAGCUCAUAGAUUACUACCAGACGAACGCCAUUCAGCCUUUUGAAGAGUCCCUGGCAUCUUCAUGUUUUGAGGAACUUGACAAAGAGCUGUAUGACACCAUCCAGGUUAGCCCUAAAGAGAGGCCAGUUGGAGCUAUAAAGAACAUGCAAACACCAAAGAUUAACUCAGAGCAGCUUCCUGCACUUCCACCCAGGACACACGAGGAAGUCCCUCCUUUGCCUCGGAGGAGCAGACAUCUCGACAUUGGUCCGUCGAAUGACCCUGAGAAGGUUUUGUAUGCUCAGUGUAAGAAGCAAAAACCCAGGGAGAUACCGAGAUCCGAACUCAUCCGUCAGGGCAAUUUCCCUGGAGAUAAUCAAGUGAGAGCUGGGAGAUCAACAACUCAGGAUCAGAACAUGAGCAGGAGCAAUUCUCCUUCUGGACCAGAGUCUGUUUACUCUGAGCUCAGCCUGCUGGAUACCAAGUGCAGGUCUCUACCGCUCCUGAACCACAGCUGUGAGGGAGAGCAGUCUUACAGGCUGAGUGCACCCCCCCUCACGCCACCCAGACUUUCCCCUAAGCCCGUCAGACAAGCCACUUCCUUUAGUCCUCUGCCUGAGGGGACAGACUCGUGCAGCGGUCAGGAUCACAUGAGUGACGCUGCUGUUUAUCACCUGGCUGGCAGAGCUAGCAGCCCACACCAUGCUUCCUCUGGGACUGGAUCUUCAGAGCAGCACAGGGGGGCAGUGUACGCUGAGGUCUCAAAUAAAGACCACUUCCCUCAUACAUAUGAGCCAAUUCCUGGCCACAAGGACACAGACCCACCUGAACCCAACAGCAACACCUACGAACCUCUAAAGGACGUCAGACCCAAACAUGGUCACCUCACCUGGGGGUUUAAGAAUGAUAAAUGGAAAUGGCUGUUCCCUGAAGUCAAUAAGAAAUGGUGAAGAGCUUACCUUGCCAACUACUGAUGAAAUGUUCACCCACUUUCUCUACACUACAGUGGUCCUGCCUUACAUUCACUCUGUGAAAGAAUAUUUGUAAUGUGUUCAACCUGGGCCCUCAUGUGCAUAGUUUAAUCAAUGACAUCUUCUGUCAUUUGUAUUUCAAAUCUAUUUAUUUAAAGAAACACUGUAGUCUAUUUAUUUUU